Molecule: messenger RNA, 552 nt
Organism: Metarhizium acridum CQMa 102
Lineage: Eukaryota; Fungi; Ascomycota; Sordariomycetes; Hypocreales; Clavicipitaceae
Source: RefSeq, a predicted model, not a curated record
AUGGUUGUGGCGCGGCGGGUGAGGGUGGAGGAUUUCUUCAUGGGCUGUGCCGUGCUCCUCAUGAUUGGAAACACGGCGUCUGUAUUGCUGAAGGCCUUCAACGGCAUCGGCGUACCGGACAAGGACCUCCCGCAUUACAGACAAGUCAAGUUUAAACUAGGCUCCUGGCUCGUCAUCAAGUUCUGGUCGGCGUCGAUGAUAUUCGCCAAGCUCGCCAUCAUCCUGUUCCUCCGUCGAGUCAUUGGCGUGAACCGCACAGCUCGCGCCGCGUUGGAUAUCCUUGCCGUUCUCGUCGUCAUCUGGGGUGCGUCCAACUUCUUCUACACGAUAUGGUUCUGCAAGCCUGUCGCGUACUACUGGGACCGCACGAUAGAGGGCGGCUGGUGCGUCGACAAUGACUUGUACAUGAUUGAGAGCAAAAUCAUUGCGAGCACGGCCGUGGCCAUGGAUGUUGCGAUGCUUUCGAUCCCCAUCCCGACCAUCUGGCACUUGCAAAUCCGGCAGAGGCAGAAGAUUGGCAUCACCUUUAUCCUCUGCAUUGGUGUCGUGUAA